AUGAAGUUGGUUCUGCUAUUCCUAGGAGGACUUCUGAUCCUCGAAUGUUAUCCUACCUAUGGAGAGCUAUAUCCUUGCAGUGCUGAUGCCAUUUGCGUGUGCUCUGGUCACCAGGCUGGCGAUUUGUUACCCGAUUGCGAUGACUGUUCUGGCUAUAUCCUUUGCGGCAUUGGUUCUUAUGAGAAAGAGAAGUGCCCAGCGGGUCAGAUCUUCAGCUUAAGCUUGAAUGCCUGUGCGCCUGGUCAGUGUCCGAGAUCGGAUGGCCAAUGCUCAUCCUCAAACACGCCUGGAGGAGGCGGUUCUUCUGCAAUAGGAACUUGCUACGAUGCAAAUGUAAAAUGUAGCUACCACGGAGAGAAUAUUCCACAUCCUCAGCAUUGUCAACUAUUUUGCACCUGCGUGGAAAGUACUCCAGUUUUACGCCACUGCGAACGUGGCAUGUGGUUUGAUCGCGAAAAUUUCGUUUGUGAUUUCCCACAAAAUGUGAAAAAUUGCCCAGCCAAUCGGGACUAA
Molecule: messenger RNA, 513 nt
Organism: Drosophila eugracilis
Lineage: Eukaryota; Metazoa; Arthropoda; Insecta; Diptera; Drosophilidae
Product: chitin-binding domain protein cbd-1
Exons: 2
Coding region: 1-513 (170 amino acids)
Cellular component (GO): extracellular region
Molecular function (GO): chitin binding
Source: RefSeq, a predicted model, not a curated record